UUUUGUUGUUCCUUUCUGCUCGCUAUUUUAUUAUGUAGAUGUAGUGAAAUCAAACAAAAACUUAAUUUAUUCCCGUUAUUCUUGCCGUAGUUCUCGUAAUUCUGAAUGAAAAGUGUACAUUUUGUCUGACGACCUUGAAAUCAUGCUGCCAGGCAUAGGAAUGUUUGGUACUGGUGAAAUCACCAAAGUACUGGUUCCGAUUCUCCGUGAUAAAGGAUUCUGCAUUGCUGCUAUCUGGGGACGUACGUUGAAAGAAGCAGAGGAAGCUGCUCUAGAGCUUCAGAUUCCCUUCUAUACUGGUAAAGUGGACGAUGUCCUGCUGCGCAAGGAUGUUGAUCUGGUAUUCAUCACUUGUCCCCCUUACUUGCAUUCGCAAAUCUCGGUGAAAGCACUUGGAAUCGGUAAACACGUCGUCUGUGAUAAACCGAUGAGUUUGUUCCAAGCGGAUGCAUUGAAGAUGGUCCGCGCCUGCCAGUAUUAUCCAUCGCUGAUUUCCAUUGUGAAUCAUUCUUUGCGAUUCUUGCCAGCCAUAGGGCACAUGAAGAAAGCUAUCCAGGAGGGCUAUCUUGGUCCUCCGGAACAACUGUCGUUAAUUGAUGUUAAGGUUAGAAUGUGUUCUCUUUUCCACAACAAAUUUGACUGGUUGUGUGAUGAAACGAUGGGUGGAGGCGCUUUGAAUCUGGUCGGCAGCCAUGUGAUUGACCUGGUUAAAUUUCUAACAGAGCGGAAGGCAGUAAAAGUGCAUGGAGCGGUUCGAACAUACGUCAAACACAUAGGCCAGAUUAAUGGGAUUCGACAGAUCACAGCACCAGAUUUUUGCACUUUCCAGAUGGAGUUAGAAAACGGUACACUAGUGACAGUCAAUAUUAAUUGUCACAUUUCGAACAAUGCCUUCCAGCAGGAGGUAGCUGUCUACGGUGGCGAAGGUCAUCUCACGGUUCGCGGAGGUGAUCUGGUAGGACAUAGAGCUGGGGGAGAACCCGUAACCAUCAAGGAAGAAAUGUUGUACGUUGAUGUGCAGGAUUUACAGUUCGCAACAUCGGAAACUACAUUGCCUCGACCGUACGUAAAGGGACUUUGUAAAAUGGUCGGUGCCCUGCGGGACGCUUUUCAUCCUACCAAAGAAGCAACAGGAUGGAUAAAGGAACCAGUUCAGGCUGCUGCCACAUUCGAGGAUGGCCUCUAUGUACAGGCGGUACUGGACGCCAUCCGAAAGUCCAGCGAGGAGCGUUGUUGGGCCAAGGUACAAAUCUGCACGGAAUCACCUACCAAUCAAAAAUUCUUAUCAGCGGCUAGAAUGACAUCUGCUUCUGCCCUGCAUUGAAAGUGGGCAUCUUAAGAGCAAGAGGGGUGUUCUACGUUUCGUACCUUUAUACUUUUUUUGAGACUUGCUAAUGUAAUGCAUUUUAGACGCUUGUUUUUACGUUUAUAACACUGUUGCUUGUUUUUGUGCUGCGAUUAAACUUUUACACGUGCUUGCUUCUACCGAUUAUAUUUUAUUACACAAUUACGUAUUUAUAUUGCUGAAAUAUAUUGAACAAUAUUUAAUAGCA
Molecule: messenger RNA, 1553 nt
Organism: Wyeomyia smithii (pitcher-plant mosquito)
Lineage: Eukaryota; Metazoa; Arthropoda; Insecta; Diptera; Culicidae
Product: glucose-fructose oxidoreductase domain-containing protein 1
Exons: 2
Coding region: 143-1324 (393 amino acids)
Molecular function (GO): nucleotide binding
Source: RefSeq, a predicted model, not a curated record